Molecule: messenger RNA, 1847 nt
Organism: Argentina anserina (silverweed cinquefoil)
Lineage: Eukaryota; Viridiplantae; Streptophyta; Magnoliopsida; Rosales; Rosaceae
Product: chromatin remodeling protein EBS
Exons: 4
Coding region: 270-755 (161 amino acids)
Molecular function (GO): chromatin binding
Source: RefSeq, a predicted model, not a curated record
GACACCGCUCUCUCUCUCUCCCGCUCGCUCUCUCUCUCUCUCCUCUUCUCCGAGCUCUCAUCUCCACCUUCCCCCUAACUUUUCCAGUCUAGGGUUUCCUUUCACUCCCCAACACUUUACCAUCCGAACCUCUUUUCUCACAUCCACCCAUCUCUCCCUUAAAAGCUCCUCUCUAUUAUUUUUAACCUCAAUCUCACCUCAUUUCUCAUCAAAUCUCUCCCUGUCUGAAAUCCCACAAGUCCCUUAAUUAAGCUCAACUACUUACUUUCAUGGCCAAGACCAAACCUGGCAAGAAGGACCUUGACUCCUACAACAUCAAGGGCACCAACAAAGCCGUCAGGGUUGGGGAUUGCGUGUUGAUGAGACCAUCGGACACUGAUAAGCCUCCAUACGUGGCACGGGUGGAGAAGCUUGAAGCCGACCACCGGAACAAUGUGAAGGUUCGGGUUCGGUGGUAUUACCGGCCCGAGGAGUCGAUAGGUGGAAGGAGACAGUUCCAUGGAGCCAAGGAGCUGUUUUUGUCAGACCAUUUUGAUGUGCAGAGUGCACACACUAUCGAAGGGAAGUGUACAGUCCACUCCUUUAAGAACUACACUAAGCUCGAGAAUGUGGGAGCUGAAGACUAUUUUUGUAGGUUUGAGUAUAAGGCUGCCACUGGAGGGUUCACACCGGAUCGUGUGGCUGUGUAUUGUAAAUGUGAGAUGCCAUACAAUCCGGACGACCUUAUGGUGCAGUGUGAGGGAUGCAAGGACUGAUUAUGUUAGAGGAGUUAUUAAAGCAUCAAGCAUGUGGAAUAUGGCAAGAUGAGUGUUCAUACAAAUCAAAUCUACAGGUCUUAUUUAUCAUGUCUCUGCUUCAGAACAUAUGCUUUGGUUCAAAUUCAGCAGCCGUCAGCACUUGAAGUUAUUUCUCUUGUUUCGGAUAUAAACUGAGAUUUUAAUGUGAGUUGGGGUUCAUCUGAUUUCCAUUUUUAGCCAUUUCCAAUAAUCAGACUGGCCUCUCUCCCCUUCCAGUGUGCUGACAAAGCAAAGUUAAAUAUCAAUCCUUGUGCUUUACAAAUCCAAAUGUCUUCUUUUGCUUCAUGAAGUUCAAUAAUUGCUGGAUAGGUGUUGAAGAAUUUGAUAUAAGGCAAGGUAUUAGAUAUCAACCAUAACAGAAAUUUGAAUUGUUUUUGUAACGGAAACUUGAAUUGUUUUUUCUUGAACUGUUUUUUAAUCAUUUUCAAUAGUAGAUAAUUGUAAAUGGAAGUAUUGAUGAGAUAUCAAUGUUGAGAAUGUUAGAUUGCUAGUUUGAGCAAAAUGUAUUUAUCAACUUCCAGAAAAGUGUUACAGCUAUUGGUGUUCUGUAUUAUAUAUCAGAGAUAUAUCGAGAGUACUUUCAGUUUUCAAUAGCUGCUGCAAGCUAUGUUUGGAUAAAUGAUGUUGUAUGUUCGCACAGUUGAAUAAGAAAGAAAAAAAGAGAAAAUAUUUUUGAACGUAAACCCCUGGUGCAUGGUACCUCAGCUAGCAAGAUGUUUCAAAGCUGACCUUCAACAAAUUUCCUGUGAUAUUAUUUAAAGUUUGAACACAUCACGAUGAGGUACUGUGAUGUCACAAAUGCAACCUCUUAAAUGUGCAUGUCGAAAAUUGCAAUUGUGUGUUGGGUUAGCUGUUAUGUUUCUUUUUUGUGUUGAGCCUUAAUGGUGUUACUUUUAUGAUUUCCAUCAUGCUUGAGCAUAUAGAAUCAUAUUUUGGUUGAUUGUAUUUGAAUAACUCUACAUACACAAUGCGGAGUUUCCCUUUUAACACGGACAUCUAAGAUCCUCAAGCCAGCCGGUGUACCUUUUAUUUGCGUUGGUGCUUUUCCCU